CGGGAAAUCGUCGCGUGUACUGUGACUGCUCUCAAUCUGAAACUUCAGAGAGAGGCGUAAUGUGACCACUGGACGAUUGGAAACUGGGAUUUUUGGGCGAUCAUCAACUUCCGUUGGAUAUCUAGGAUGGACUAAAUCGCAACUAUGGUGGUGAAUUCUGUGCAUUGGUUUCGCAAGGGGCUGCGACUUCACGAUAAUCCGGCUUUGCAGGAAGCUCUCAAUGGCGCGGAUACUGUACGCUGUGUUUAUAUUUUGGACCCGUGGUUCGCAGGUUCGGCCAACGUUGGAGUCAACAGAUGGAGGUUUUUACUGGAAUCCUUAGAAGAUUUGGACACAAGUUUGAGAAAACUGAACUCAAGGCUUUUUGUAGUACGGGGGCAGCCUACAGAUGUCUUCCCCAGACUCUUCAAGGAGUGGAAUGUCACGCGUCUUACGUUUGAGUAUGACCCGGAGCCUUAUGGGAAAGAAAGAGAUGCAGCCAUCAUCAAAAUGGCACACGAGUACGGAGUGGAAACCGUGGUACGAAAUAUUCACACGCUCUACAAUCCCGACAGAAUCAUAGAAAUGAACAACCACAGCCCUCCCCUCACUUUCAAGAGAUUUCAAGCCAUCGUAAACAGACUCGAACUCCCCAGAAAGCCCCUCCCGACCAUCACUCAAGAACAGAUGGCCAGGUGCCGGACGCAGAUCUCCGAAAGUCACGAUGAGCGAUACGGCGUCCCGUCCCUCGAGGAGCUGGGUUUCAAGACUCAAGCUGACAGCCCGCAUGUGUGGAAGGGAGGUGAAACUGAAGCCCUUGAGCGACUUAAUAAACACUUGGACAGAAAGGCUUGGGUAGCAAAUUUCGAGAGGCCUAGAAUAAGCGCUCAGUCACUGUUCGCCAGCCCGACCGGCCUCAGUCCUUACCUACGAUUCGGCUGUCUGUCAUGUCGCAUGUUUUACUAUAAUCUCCGUGAACUUUAUAUGAAGCUACGGAGACCCUCCAGUCCCCCUCUUUCGCUCUUCGGUCAGCUGCUAUGGCGAGAGUUUUUUUACACGGCGGCCACCAACAACCCAAACUUUGACCGAAUGGAGGGAAACCCCAUCUGCGUGCAGAUCCCGUGGGAUCACAACCCUGAGGCGCUGGCGAAGUGGGCCGAGGGUCGGACGGGGUUCCCGUGGAUCGAUGCCAUCAUGACCCAGCUCAGACAGGAGGGCUGGAUUCAUCACCUGGCUCGGCACGCUGUGGCUUGCUUCCUGACUCGUGGAGAUCUGUGGAUCAGCUGGGAGAGUGGGAUGAAGGUAUUCGAGGAGCUGUUGCUGGACGCAGACUGGAGCGUGAACGCGGGCAGCUGGAUGUGGUUGUCCUGCAGUGCGUUCUUUCAGCAGUUCUUUCACUGUUACUGUCCCGUGGGCUUUGGUCGCAGAACGGAUCCCAGCGGUGACUACAUCAGGAGGUACAUCCCAAAGUUGAAAGACUUUCCCAACCGCUACAUUUACGAGCCGUGGAACGCUCCCGAAUCGGUGCAGAAGGCGGCCAACUGCGUUGUGGGUGUGGACUACCCCAAACCCAUGAUCAACCACGCCGAGAGCAGCCGCCUCAACAUUGAACGCAUGAAGCAGGUUUAUCAGCAGCUCUCACACUACAGAGGCCUUAGUUUGCUCGCCUCUGUCCCGACAAUCCAGGAAGAGGCGGAGCCUCCGAUGUCUGAUGACUCUCAGGCCAGCAGCAGCACUGGGGGUCAAGCAUCAACCCCCUCCUCACACCAGCCUGCUCCAGCACCAUCGUCCCCACCUUAUUCCGACACCUCAAGCCCCACAGCGAUGGCCUCCGCCACCCACGCCCAGAGGAAAAGGGUUCGACCCUCUGAGCUCCCGGGCAAACAGAAGUCAAAAGUCAAGCACACCAGCCAAACCAAAAGAGUUGAGCAGACAACAGAGGAAAUCCAGUGACCACAGGUUGGGACUGCUUUGCCAAUGAAAUACCAGAAGGAAUCGGAGGAAUCUCCCUCCCUGUAUCAUCCAGAAACAAGGAAAAAUGGCGCCACCUUCUGCAAUAGAACAGAAACAGCACCAUAAGAAAAUAAUGUAACUAAAGCUGCACUUCUGCUGCAAUUUAUCAUAUAUGGAGAACGGGCUUCAGCUUUUCUUAUCGGAUAGUUGGAAUAUUUUUUUUUUUCAAAAUUAACCCUGAUUGUAACAAGAAAAAGAUCUGAAUCAGAUUGUAAAGAAAUGGUUCCCCCAGAUAUAAAAAUUGACAUUCACACUCUUCCCAUGUUUUCCACAUGUAUGACUCUGGAAAGCACACAAGGAGAAAUGUCUACUGGUUGCUUAUUUCUAUACAGUUACAAUAAAUAGGUACUGGAGCUCUCAAGAAGAAAGUAAAAUGUAUAAUAAAUGGAUGUAAAAGUAUCAUCACAAUGGUCCAUAUGACUUCAUGCCAUAGCUUUGUGUGAGGAACACACUUAUUUAAGAGUUAUUUAAUCAGCAUUCAUUGUAACUGUAUGGAAAAACAAUCGGUAGCCUACUUAUCAUGUUUUGGUAGUUCAUGGAAGAAAGUUAGAUGAGAGUCAGUAAAUAACACUGAUAACACUACCAUGCAUGAGUACCAAAACUAACAGAUAUUGCACUUGCUAUUGACCAUUUAGGUUACUGAGCAUUUUUCUGACAGUAUUCAUAAAUCUAGCCAAAUGUUAUGCAUUGGUAUAUCAAUAUUUCUAUAGCAUAUUGGUAUAAAAACAUCAUAAAUACGUGGUGAAAUAUUGAGUGUAAUAUGGCCUGACGUGGUCUUACCACGUGAAUUGGUAGUCAUGAUUAUAAUUGCUUGCAAACCACAACCAACUAGUUCUCACACGCAAUGAAGAAUUUAAUUCCUAUGGUUUCUGGUUUAGUAGUUAGUCCCUGUAAAUGUAUUCUUUGUAAACAUAGCGCAAACAUUUCGUUGGCUCUGGCUGCUCUUACAUUUUUCAAAUGUAAUCAUAUUAAGCGCGAUUUAUUUACCAAAUAAAGAACUUUUUAUAAAGUCGUCGAAAAAUUCUACAUUCCACUACAUGUUAAUUCGCAAUAAUUUUAACAAAUGAUUUAUCUGUAGCGAUGUGGAACAGCUUUAUUUAUUUUUGUCCCUUUUUCGUUUUUGUAUUGUAUAAUAGAGUUUAUUUUCUUUAAAAGACGGAUGGGAUUGUAUAAGCUGUUCUGUUCGUAGUGACUAAUUUAUUGAAGCCUUUUCACCGCAUGCAUCUGUCAGCGACAAACGAAAUGUUUCUGCGGUAUAUUGCAUCUACAAUAUUUUGCUGUAGAAUACAAUAUAUGAAAAUAAAUUUCUUGAACCUAUUUGAAA
This is a messenger RNA of Paramisgurnus dabryanus, 3316 nucleotides long. The record is from RefSeq and is a predicted model, not a curated record. Lineage: Eukaryota; Metazoa; Chordata; Actinopteri; Cypriniformes; Cobitidae.